AUGCCCAAGUACGCGAAGUUCUUAAAGGACCUUCUUAGAAACAAGGAGAAGUUGGGAGAGUUGUCGAAUGUUCCAUUGAAUGGAGGGUGCUCCGCAGUCGUUCUGAAUAAGCUUCCGGAGAAGCUCACCGAUCCCGACAUUUUCACUAUUCCAUGUCUAUUUGGUAGUAACAUCAAUACUCGAGCCUUAGCUGACCUAGGUGCUAGCAUCAAUUUGAUGCCCUUUUCUCUCUACGAGAAGCUAGACUUAGGCGAACUUUCACCUACCCGUUUGACAUUAUCAUUAGCCUAUCGGUCUGUGAAAUACCCGCGGGGUAUUGUCGAGAAUUUGCUUGUUAAGGUCGACAAGUUUGUUUUUCCCUCUGACUUCGUCAUUCUCGAUAUGGAAGCGGAUGAGAGAUUUCCUAUCAUACUUGGCCGUCCGUUUUUGCGUACCGCUAAAGCCCUCAUAGAUGUAUUCGAUGGUAAGAUCACACUUAGAGUCGGUGAGCAGAGAGUCACCUUUGAGAUAGAAUGUUCCAUGAACCACCCGAGUGGUUCCGAUGACUAUAGUGGUCCUUGCCAUUCUGUAUAUUUCUUGAACUCAUUCAUCUCAUGUGUUGACCAUUGUCUAGAGUAUAUUAGUGGAGCCGACUUACUAGGAGGAGAGAGAGUAGAGGAGGAGUCGUUAAGGUUGGAUGAAGUUGAAUAUGAGGGGAUUCCUUUGAUUCUCGAAGCGUUAGCCGUUAGUGAUGACACCACCCAACCCCCACCCUUAGAGCUUAAGGUCCUUCCAUCUCAUUUAGAAUAUGUCUUUUUAGGGAGGGUUCCGAGCUACCCGUUAUCAUCUCAUCGAAGUUGGAGGAUGGGGAGAAGUCGAAGUUGUUGGAAGUGUUAA
Helianthus annuus (common sunflower) is the source of this 876-nucleotide messenger RNA. RefSeq lists its product as uncharacterized. The transcript has a single exon. Lineage: Eukaryota; Viridiplantae; Streptophyta; Magnoliopsida; Asterales; Asteraceae. The coding region runs from base 1 to 876 and encodes 291 amino acids. The record is from RefSeq and is a predicted model, not a curated record.